Melampsora larici-populina 98AG31 is the source of this 1852-nucleotide messenger RNA. RefSeq lists its product as uncharacterized. Lineage: Eukaryota; Fungi; Basidiomycota; Pucciniomycetes; Pucciniales; Melampsoraceae. Gene Ontology annotation, molecular function: mRNA binding. Gene Ontology annotation, cellular component: cytosol. The record is from RefSeq and is a predicted model, not a curated record. The coding region runs from base 405 to 1382 and encodes 325 amino acids. The transcript has 8 exons.
ACUCGAUCCAGUGUCAAAACCAAGUUCCCUACAAAAAAGCAAAUUCAAUACAUUCAAACCCAGUUCCCGUCCCUGUUCCCUUCAAACAAUAAACAAUAAAAAAACACACUUCAAGAUCACUUCAUUUCGAUAACAAAAAGAACCUUUUAGUUCUUCUUAGAAAGGCAACUCAAAAGAUUUCUCGAUCUCUUUAGUUAUCAAACUUUUUUUGUUUUUUUGUUUUAACGUUUACGAAGAAGAAAUCACUUUUCAAAAGUUGUUCUUCUUAUUUCUUUAAACUAUUUGAUCAAUUCCUCAUUGAUCUAUCUUCAAAUUAUCAAACACAACCCAAAACUAUCAAAAACACAAAAAUAAAUCGGCUCCCUUCGAAUCCUUUUUGAAAAAUCUCUCUUAAAUAUAUUAAAAUGGCUCAAGUUUCAGACAAUGCUGCUCCUACUGCAAAUGGUCAUGAUGAUGGUGUUGCUGCCAUCACUGAUGCCUUAGAAUCUACCAACUUAGAAUUAGGCAGAAAGAUCUUUGUCGGUAAUUUGAACUUUACCACCAAAGAGGACCAAUUGAAAGAACUCUUUGUUGCUCAUGGUUCAAUUUCGGAUGUACAAAUCAUUCUAAGAGGCACUCGGUCUUUAGGAUACGGUUUUGUGACGUUUGAUAAGGCAGAAGACGCUGAGAAAGCGGUGGCUGCGAUUGACAAGACUGAGAUCGAUGGUCGUACUGUCAAUGUUGAGAUUGCUAAACCUGCCCCGGGUACCCCUGGUGGUCCGGCUCCAAGAGGUGCAAAGAAGAAUGGAGCAGCAGGUGCAGAGGGUGAAGAGAAUGGAGAAGGUGCCCCUCGUGGGUCAAAGCCAAGACGUGGGCGAAAUAGUCGUGGACGUGGAAGAGGCCGAGGUCCGAGAUCAAGACAAACAACUGAUGGGGCCAAGACCGAACAAGACGGAGCCGAAGCAGGUCAAGCUACUGAACAAUCUGGUGAAACCCCAGCCGCACCUGCUAAACGUGGCGGUCGCAGUGGUCGUGGUCGUGGAGGAAAUCGAUCUGCUCGCAGGGAAGGUCCCCCAGAGGGAGAACCCAGCAAGGUCCUGUUAUUUGUGGCCAAUUUACCCUUCUCCCUUACAGAUGAAGGAUUGAAAGAUUUCUUCAAUGCCUAUGAAGUUACCUCCGCACAUGUGGUACGAAGGAAAUUUGGUCAAUCAGCUGGUAAAUCAAAAGGGUUUGGAUUUGUUGAAUUUGCAAAUGAAGCUGCACAACAGAAGGCUUUAGAAGAAAGUCAAGGAAAAGAAAUGAAUGGAAGAGAAUUACACAUUAAAGUGGCGGUGAAUGAAUUGAAGGAUGAAAAGGAUGAAGAAGUGGUGGUGGUCGCUACCUCUCCUCCAGACGAAGCGUAAAAAUGUUGACAUCUUUACCUUGCUAUUCAUUCUUCGAUCAUGAUUAACUUUGAUGGAGUUUUUCCUCGGGUUUGACAUUCAUAAUCUUACUCCUUACUCCCGGAUCGAAUAAAGAAGAAAAGAAAGAGAAAAAAGUCAUUCAUUUAUUUCGUUUGGAAUCUUUUUCAUGUUUUUUUUUCUCUUUCUCUUUUUUGUUUUGUUUUGAAGGGUUUACUUUUUGUUUGAGUUACGUUGAAUGGGUUUUUGAUCAAAGAAAAUGGGUAGGAGAUGGGUACGGUUCUUUGAUUGAUUGUUGGUUCACGUUCUUUUUUAUUUAGUAUAUUGAGGGAAAGGUGAAAUGGACUCAAUCCAUUUUGUUGAAUGCUAGAAAACUCAUCAGUUAUGAAUGGAGGAUGUCAAGUCUUUUUUGUUGAAGUUUGAUCUUGAAAUUCAAUUUUAUAGCAUUGCAUCGCAUUGAAAUAAUCAGGGGG